Ostertagia ostertagi is the source of this 876-nucleotide messenger RNA. NCBI's taxonomy places the organism in Eukaryota, Metazoa, Nematoda, Chromadorea, Rhabditida, Trichostrongylidae. The record is from the annotation of a GenBank genome assembly.
GCUGGCACAGAAGAUCACGAGGAAGUUGGUGUUUGCACUAGUGACAAGACUAUCAUAGAGCGGCUUCUUGAUAACUAUAAGUCGUUCAAGACGCCGUCAGAAACCGGAGUGAUAGUGUGGAUUGAGGUGUGGGUUCAAGAAGUCAACUCGGUGAAUGAGAUCACUAGCGACUUUGAUAUGGACAUCUAUGUGACGGAACUUUGGAUGGAUUAUGCUUUACGAUAUGACCAUAUGAGCCCUUGUAAAUACAACCUGUCACUUAAUUCGGAGAUUCUGGAUCAAAUUUGGAAACCGAAUACCGUUUUCAUUAACAGUAAGGCGGCGCAUAUCCACAAAUCGCCUUUCAAAAACGUUUUUCUCAUGAUCUAUCCGAAUGGAACCGUAUGGGUUAAUUACAGAGUUCAGGUGAAAGGUCCUUGUUCGAUGGACUUCAGCGCAUUUCCGAUGGAUCGUCAAUCCUGUCAUCUUACACUGGAAUCGUUCAGUUAUAACAACCAAGAGGUUGAUAUGCAAUGGACUAACUGGACCGAAGGCCUUUCGCUUCUCAAAAAGGAGAUUGUGCUGCCGGAUUUUGUGCUCAGCAAUUACUCAACCUCAAUUGAACGUCAGAUAUAUCCGGCAGGAAUCUGGAAUGAGCUGACGAUGACUUUUGUGUUCAGCCGUCGAUACGGGUGGUAUAUAUUUCAAGCCUAUAUUCCUACAUACCUCACUAUUUUUAUAAGUUGGAUAAGCUUUUGCCUUGGUCCGAAGAUGAUACCUGCUCGAACAAUGCUUGGAGUGAACUCUCUCCUUGCCUUGACCUUUCAAUUCGGGAACAUUAUGCGGAAUCUUCCUCGAGUUAGCUAUGUCAAAGCACUUGGUGAGUACUGUCCAUGA